Molecule: messenger RNA, 4131 nt
Organism: Penicillium riverlandense
Lineage: Eukaryota; Fungi; Ascomycota; Eurotiomycetes; Eurotiales; Aspergillaceae
Exons: 4
Coding region: 1-4131 (1376 amino acids)
Biological process (GO): mitochondrial glycyl-tRNA aminoacylation
Cellular component (GO): cytoplasm; mitochondrion
Molecular function (GO): glycine-tRNA ligase activity; ATP binding; protein binding
Source: RefSeq, a predicted model, not a curated record
AUGACUCAAUUGCCGCGCCUACUCUCCCGCUCUUUUCUUUCUCCAUUCUUUCCCUUCCAAACCCGGACUUUUACCACUUCCAUACCCGCCCUCCAGCUCGUCAAGCCGUCCAAAAAAAAUCCCAAGAUGGCCACCGUCGACACGAAGACGGGCCAGUCCAUCGAUCGCACGGUGCUGGACUCGAUGCUCCGCCGUCGCAUGUUCUACACCCCCUCCUUCGAGAUCUAUGGUGGGGUGUCGGGCCUCUAUGACUACGGUCCCCCCGGCUGCGCUCUGCUCGCCAACAUGACCGACCUGUGGCGCAAACAUUUCGUGCUGGAGGAGGAUAUGCUCGAGCUCGAUUGUACCAUGUUGACCCCGGACGAAGUCUUCAAGACCAGUGGGCACGUCGACAAGUUCGCCGACUGGAUGUGCAAGGACCCCAAGACCGGCGAGAUUUUCCGCGCAGACCACUUGGUCGAAGAGGUGCUGGAGGCCCGCCUGAAGGGCGACAAGGAGGCGCGCGGCCAGAAGGUCGAGGUCGACGAGGAGAAGGAGGCCAAGAAAAAGAAGAAGGUCAAGGCCAGCAAGGCCGUCAAGUUGGACGACGCUCUGGUCCAGGAGUACGAGGAGGUGCUGGCCCAGAUCGAUAACUACGGCGGACCCGAACUAGAGCAGCUGAUCGCCAAGUACGACAUCCGCAACCCGACCACCGAGGGCAACCUCCUGCCGCCCGUCGCCUUCAACCUGAUGUUCCAGACCUCCAUCGGUCCCAGCAGCAACAUGCCGGGCUAUCUGCGGCCCGAGACCGCCCAGGGCCAGUUCUUGAACUUCCAGAAGCUGCUUGAGUUCAACCAGCAGGGCAUGCCGUUCGCCUCGGCCUCGAUUGGCAAGUCGUUCCGCAAUGAAAUCUCUCCUCGUGCCGGUCUGCUGCGCGUGCGUGAGUUCCUGAUGGCCGAGAUUGAGCACUUUGUCGACCCAGAGGGUGGUAAGAAGCACCCGCGCUUUGCGGACGUCAAGGAUGUCGAGCUGUCGCUGCUCGACCGCAACGUGCAGCUGUCUGGUAGCACCGAUACGGUGCAGAUGACCGUCGGCAAGGCGGUCGAGACCGGCCUCGUGGACAACGAGACACUGGGUUACUUCCUGGUCCGCAUUCAGUCCUUCCUACUGAAGCUUGGUAUCGACCGCUCCAAGCUACGCUUCCGCCAACACAUGGCUAAUGAGAUGGCCCACUAUGCCACCGACUGCUGGGAUGCCGAGCUGAAGACUAGCUACGGCUGGAUCGAGUGUGUCGGCUGUGCUGAUCGUAGCGCCUACGACCUGACCGUGCACAAGAACAAGACCGGCGCGCCGCUCGUUGUGCGCGAGACUCGCCCGGAGCCCCUUCGCAUUGAGGAGUGGCAGGUUGACAUCGACAAGAAGAAGUUCGGUCCCCGCUUCAAGAAGGACAGCAAGUCUGUCGAGGCGGCGGUCGAGGCGCUGUCCCAGGAACUACGCGAGAAGCUCUCCCUGGACCUCGAGAAGAAUGGCAAGAUCGAGGUGGAAGUCGAGGGCAUUGCCACCCCCAAGAUCGAGUUGGACAAGGACCUGAUCAAGAUCGAGAAGCGCACCCGCGUCGAGAACAUCCGCGAGUACACGCCCAACGUCAUCGAGCCGUCCUUCGGUAUCGGCCGUAUUCUGUACAGCAUGAUCGAGCACGUCUACUGGUCGCGCGAGGGCGACGAGGCCCGUGGCGUCCUGUCCUUCCCCCCUGCCAUCGCACCCACCAAGGUCCUGCUGGUUCCGCUCUCGACUCACGCUUCGUUCAAGCCCCUGACGCAGGACCUGACCUCGAAGUUACGCCGCCUGGGUAUUUCUACUCGGGUCGACGACUCGUCCGCCUCCAUUGGCAAGCGCUACGCUCGCAACGACGAGCUGGGCACGCCAUUUGGCAUCACCGUGGACUUCCAGUCCGUCAAGGACCGCUCGAUUACUCUGCGUGACCGCGACUCGACCAAGCAGGUGCGCGCCAGCGAGGACGAGAUCCUGCAGGCGCUCAAGUCGAUCGUCGACGGCGACGAGACGUGGGAGGAUGUGCGCAAGCGGCUGCCGGAGUUUACUGGGCAAGAGCUGACCCUGUCGUGUCCGCUCUUUGCGGCUGACUUUGACCCGCGCAACAACCGCUUCCUGCUGGUCGGCGGAGGCGGCGGCCAAGGGCGCAGCGGCGUCGGGAACAAAAUCGCAAGUCUUUUCCUGCCCCCUUUCCCCGUAUGUAUCUCACUAACUGGUGGCGUCCUACAGUCUCUUCUGGAUACAUCAAAGCGAGACGAAAUCAAGCAGUCCGUGGAGCUGGAGCUCUCGCGCGAUGAGGACUCGGUGACGUCGCUGGCAGCCGCGCCGCAGUCGAACAACGCGAAUGAGAUCGUCGCGCUGGCGGGUAUCAAUAGCUCAGUCGAAGAGGUGAAGAAGAACAAUAACCAGCAUCUACGCUCGUUUCGGUUUGAUGCCCCGCACAGAGAACUAGCUGUUGUGCUCCCACCUACGGAUUCGGCGAUUGAGAAUCCAGAUGCAGAUGAGAAAGAGACAAAGACAGAGGAAGCUCGGACAGAAGGGGAGCUAAUCCCCGGCAAGGCGACGCCGUUGUCGCGCGCUUCGCUGUUCAAAAUUAAGGGUGGUGCGGAUUCAGCCGAUACCUACCAGCGGGUUCUGCGCUUGUCGCCGUGGAGGAAGUACCGGAACGAGGAGAGCGAUGAUACAGAGAAUGUGCGCAUCGGCGCCAUCACCACGGGUCUCGCUCCCUCCGGUGAAAUUGUCUUCUUCUGCGCAACAGAAACGCCCAGCGAAUCCGAUGUCGUUGGGCGCAUCCGCCUGAGUGGCAACGAGGAGGCCGAAGAUCUGGACUUUGCCAGUCUCGGAGACGACAAGUUCCGCGUUGCAUACACCACCGGCGUGGACGUGGUCGUCGGCGAGCUCUCCUCUUCCAAGCGGUCCAACGCCGCGCCGGACGUGAAAACAGUCUUCUCCAUCCCUCUGCCCAAGAGCGGUACUGCUCGCCCCAAGUUCCGUGCCCUCCGCUUCCUCAACCCGACAACGCUGCUCUUGCUUCAGAAUGCGCCGGACCGCGGCGGCGCAGAGCUCGUCAUCCUCCGAUUACCCGAUGACAAGGCAAGCAAGGCAUAUAUCCUGAGCAGAAAACGCCUCCCGCGCAGUGUCAAGAUCGGUCUGGGCCUCGACGUCUGCCCGCUAGGCACAAACCCGCAGGGCCAGCAGCAGACCAUCAUCGCCGCCAGCGGUAGCGAUAAUUCGAUUUCCCUCUUCACGUUGGAAUUCGGCCCAAUCCGUGGCUUUGGCCCCAUCCGUCCCUUCACCGUCAUCCGCGAUGUCCACCCUUUCUCCAUGACCAAGCUCGUCUUCUCGACCUUCAUCGCACCCGCACACCCAGUCGGCCCGGAAGUCCCGCCCCAAAACGUCAAGCUCGCCUCCUGGUCGUGCACACACUCCCCCCUCUCACCCUUCCCUCCUCCAUCCCGCACGCCGCGCUACGUCCUCGCCCAACCGGGCCCAGCCGAGUUCUGGGACCUCCUCUACGGCCUAGGCAUAUUCCUAAUGUCACUCGUCGCCAUCCUCGCAGCCCUGCAAUCCUUCGCGGAAGUCCGCGGCCUCGCGCCGUCCAUCCUAGGCGCACGAGACUACGUGGGCGAGUCCUGGACUCGUCCGUAUAUCCCCGACGCGCACGGCAAGAAUCAUCCGCUCCUGGAACGCAUCUUCCCCGCCCUGCGCACCGCUCCCGCGCUUGAAGAGUCCGAGCAACUCGAAUCUCUCCGCCAGAUCCUAGACCGCGUCCACGCCGCCGGCGCGGCGCCCGUUGAUCUCGACAUCGUGUCUCCAAAGGACCUCUCCGUGAUCGUGAGGUGUGAUCCCCGAGUGGGAGAAAAUCCGGAGCACAGCGUAAUCGUUGAAACGGCACAGUCGGCGCAUGUUAUCCCCUCGUCGAACAAGGAUAAGCUUCGCGCGUGGAAAGAUCUGUCCGCUUCUGAGCAGGAGGGGUGGAAACAGCGUCUUGCGCAUGCGGGUCGCUGGGCUGCUGGUGAAGGCGAGGCUGUGCUCGAGGGCGUGCUCUUUGCGGAAGCUUGUGGGAAUUUGGGCGAUAAGGUGAAGGAGAAAUUGUCUUAA